This is a messenger RNA of Gavialis gangeticus (Gharial), 6622 nucleotides long. It is a transcript of the gene NRXN3, whose product is annotated as neurexin 3. The transcript has 23 exons. The record is from RefSeq and is a predicted model, not a curated record. Lineage: Eukaryota; Metazoa; Chordata; Crocodylia; Gavialidae. Bases 785 to 5872 code for a protein of 1695 amino acids.
AGCUCUACACAUCUCCUCUUGCAUGCAACUCACUGAGAGGGAGAGGCAAGCCAAACCUCCCCUCUCUGCCUGCAUCCCAAGCCAUCAAGGACCCGUUUUAGCAUCUCCAACACCCCCACCCACCCCCCACCACUCCCUCCCAGAGAAACACCCUGGAUUCUUACAGCCCCAAAGAGGAAACAAACAAAAGAGUUGAUUAAACAGCCAAAAGCUCUUCUCAACUGCAAAGAUCCUGCAAGCUCUUUGAGUGCCAAGUGGUGAAUGAUGGGCUGGAACAUCUUCAGCACACCAUGAAGAUUGACUUUGCUUUUACUCUCUCAAGAGUUACGUGCUUUAUGAGUUCACCACCACAACUGCUGCCUCGUUGCCAUCGCUGUCAGGUUCACUGCCGCUUCUAGGAAACUGGAAUUUGAGGAUUGGCUUCCACCUCUGCCUUUACUCUCUCCUUAAAUCAACCAGUUUCAUCUUCGUGUUUUCUACUGAAACAAGAACACCUUCUGUGUUUUUUGCCAUUCGCGAAAGUUCACCACCUGGAGAAUUCUUUCCAUAUGCCCUCUCCUCCUUGGAUAAAGGCCUCCGGAUCCUAACGGAUAGCUGAGAUCUUUCCUUGGAGAGGUGAAUUCUCCUUCUCAGUCACAUCUGCACACACUCUCUCUCUCUGUAUCUCCCUGUCUCUGAUUUUCUCCUGCUUCUUUGGCAUUUACUGGUUAUACUGUUCGUUACUGGGAUCCUCAUCACCAGUGCUGUGGCUUUUAUUUUUCUCACAGGGAAGAUUAUUGCAACAAUGGGAUUCACACUCCACUCUGUCUGCUUCACCCUGAAGGUGAGUUUACUGCUGGGAUCCUUGCUGGGCCUCUGUCUGGGCCUGGAGUUCAUGGGACUCCCAAACCAGUGGGCCCGUUACCUCCGCUGGGAUGCCAGUACUAGGAGUGACUUGAGUUUCCAGUUCAAGACCAAUGUCUCGGCUGGGCUGCUCCUCUACUUUGAUGAUGGUGGUGUCUGCGACUUCCUCUGCUUGUCCCUUGUUGAUGGGCGCAUCCAGCUUCGGUUCAGUGUGGACUGUGCUGAGACCACAGUCAUCACAGACAAGCAGGUCAACGACAGCAAUUGGCAUUUCCUGAUGGUCAGCCGCAACCACCUCCGGACGGUGCUAGUGCUGGAUGGCGAAGCUAAACCUGGUGAGGUGCGCCCGCAGCGCCAGUAUAUGAACAUUGUCAGUGACCUCUUCAUGGGUGGUGUCCCAUCAGACAUCCGGCCUGCUGCCUUGACUCUUGACGGUGUCCUGAGUGAGCCCCCAUUUCAAGGAUUUAUCCUGGACCUGAAGUACGGCAACUCAGAACCUCAGCUCCUGGGCAGCCAUGGGGCUCGGCUGGACAUGGAGGGGCUCUGUGCAGAGAACCCUUGUGAGAAUGGUGGCACUUGCUUCCUCCUGGACAGUGAGCCUCACUGCGACUGCUCAGCCACUGGAUAUGUUGGCAAACUCUGCUCUGAAGAUGUCAAUCAUAUUCCAGGCCUCUCGCACCUGAUGAUGGGUGAACAAGGUAGAAGUAAAGCGAGAGAUGAGAAUGUGGCCACCUUCCGUGGCUCAGAGUACCUUUGCUACGACCUGUCCCAGAACCCCAUCCAGAGCAGCAGUGAUGAGAUCACCCUCUCCUUCAAGACAUGGCAGCGCAACGGGCUCAUUCUGCACACGGGCAAGUCGGCAGAUUACGUCAACCUGGCUCUGAAAGACGGUGCGGUCUCCUUGGUCAUUAACCUGGGGUCUGGGGCCUUCGAGGCCAUUGUGGAGCCGGUCAAUGGCAAAUUCAAUGACAACGCGUGGCAUGACGUUAAAGUGACACGCAACCUGCGGCAGGUGACAAUCUCUGUAGAUGGAAUCCUCACCACAACAGGUUACACACAAGAGGACUACACCAUGCUCGGCUCAGAUGACUUCUUCUAUGUAGGAGGGAGCCCCAGUACAGCAGAUUUACCUGGCUCUCCAGUCAGCAACAACUUCAUGGGCUGCCUCAAAGAGGUUGUUUAUAAGAAUAAUGACAUCCGUCUGGAACUGUCUCGCUUGGCAAGAAUUGGUGACACCAAGAUGAAGAUCUACGGGGAGGUGAAGUUCACAUGUGAGAAUGUGGCCACUUUGGAUCCCAUCAGUUUCGAGACCCCUGAGGCGUAUAUCAGCCUGCCCAAGUGGAACACCAAGCGAAUGGGCUCCAUCUCCUUUGACUUUCGUACCACUGAGCCUAAUGGACUAAUCCUCUUUACCCACGGCAAGCCCCAGGAGAGGAAGGAUGCCAGGAGCCAGAAGAAUACCAAAGUAGACUUCUUUGCAGUGGAGCUCUUAGAUGGGAACCUCUACUUGCUGCUUGACAUGGGCUCCGGCACUAUCAAGGUGAAGGCCACCCAGAAGAAAGCUAAUGAUGGAGAAUGGUACCAUGUGGAUAUCCAGCGAGAUGGUAGAUCAGGUACUAUAUCAGUGAACAGCCGGCGCACUCCUUUCACUGCCAGUGGGGAGAGUGAAAUCUUAGAUCUGGAAGGGGACAUGUACUUGGGCGGCCUGCCUGAGAAUCGGGCAGGCCUCAUCCUUCCCACAGAGCUGUGGACGGCCAUGCUGAACUAUGGCUACGUAGGCUGCAUCCGGGACCUGUUCAUCGAUGGACGGAGCAAGAAUAUCCGGCAACUAGCAGAGGCACAGAAUGCUGCAGGGGUCAAGUCCUCCUGCUCCCGCCUCAGCACCAAGCAGUGCGACAGUUACCCAUGCAAAAACAAUGCUGUUUGCAAGGACGGUUGGAACCGCUUCAUCUGUGACUGCACUGGCACCGGUUACUGGGGUAGAACAUGUGAGCGAGAGGCUUCCAUCCUAAGCUAUGACGGGAGCAUGUACAUGAAGAUCAUCAUGCCCAUGGUCAUGCACACAGAAGCAGAGGACGUAUCCUUCCGCUUCAUGUCCCAGCGCGCCUAUGGACUUUUAGUUGCCACCACCUCACGAGACUCUGCUGACACCCUGCGCCUGGAGCUGGAUGGAGGACGUGUCAAACUCAUGGUCAAUUUAGACUGUAUCAGGAUAAACUGUAACGCCAGCAAAGGACCUGAAACUCUCUAUGCUGGGCAAAAACUCAAUGACAAUGAGUGGCACACGGUCCGGGUGGUGCGACGAGGAAAGAGCCUCAAGUUGAUGGUGGAUGAUGAUGUUGCUGAGGGUACAAUGGUGGGAGAUCACACCCGCUUGGAGUUCCACAACAUUGAGACAGGAAUCAUGACAGAGAAGCGGUACAUCUCAGUCAUCCCCUCCAGCUUCAUUGGCCACCUCCAGAGCCUUAUGUUUAAUGGGAUGCUCUACAUUGAUCUGUGCAAGAACGGUGACAUUGACUACUGCGAGCUAAAAGCACGUUUUGGCCUCCGUAACAUCAUUGCCGAUCCAGUCACCUUCAAGACCAAAAGCAGCUACUUGAGCCUAGCCACCUUGCAGGCCUACACUUCCAUGCACCUCUUCUUUCAGUUCAAGACCACUUCGGCUGACGGUUUCAUCCUUUUCAAUAGUGGUGAUGGCAAUGACUUCAUUGCAGUUGAACUGGUCAAGGGGUAUAUACAUUAUGUGUUUGACCUUGGCAAUGGCCCUAAUGUCAUCAAGGGCAACAGUGAUCGUCCCCUGAAUGACAACCAGUGGCACAAUGUUGUCAUCACCCGAGACAACAGUAAUACCCACAGCCUAAAGGUGGACACCAAGAUGGUCACUCAGGUUAUCAAUGGUGCCAAAAAUCUUGAUCUUAAAGGUGAUCUCUACAUUGCAGGCCUGGCUCAAGGCAUGUAUAGCAACCUCCCGAAGCUAGUGGCCUCACGUGAUGGGUUUCAGGGCUGCCUAGCUUCAGUGGACUUGAAUGGGCGUUUGCCAGAUCUGAUCAAUGAUGCCCUCCAUCGCAGUGGGCAAAUUGAGCGUGGAUGUGAAGGACCAAGCACCACUUGCCAAGAAGAUUCCUGUGCUAAUCAAGGCAUCUGUAAUCAGCAGUGGGAAGGUUUCACCUGUGAUUGCUCCAUGACUUCAUAUUCAGGCAGCCAGUGCAAUGACCCUGGUGCCACGUAUAUCUUUGGAAAAAGUGGAGGCCUCAUCCUGUACACCUGGCCAGCAAAUGACAGACCAAGCACAAGGACAGACCGUCUUGCUGUAGGCUUCAGCACGACUGUGAAGGAUGGCAUCCUGGUUCGAAUUGACAGUGCUCCUGGGCUCGGUGAUUUUCUGCAGCUGCACAUAGAGCAAGGCAAGAUUGGUGUCGUCUUCAAUAUUGGCACCGUGGAUAUUUCUAUCAAAGAGGAUAGCACCCCUGUGAAUGAUGGCAAAUAUCAUGUGGUGCGCUUCACCAGGAAUGGUGGCAAUGCUACACUUCAGGUGGACAGCUGGCCAGUGAAUGAGCACUACCCAACAGGCAACACUGAUAGUGAACGGUUCCAAAUGGUAAAACAGAAAAUCCCCUUCAAAUAUAACCGGCCCGUAGAGGAGUGGCUGCAGGAAAAAGAUGAUGCAACACCGCAUCACCACUUGACUUCGAGACCCGUCACGACGACCACCAAAAUUGGACGACAGUUAACGAUCUUCAACACCCAGGCGCAAAUAGCCAUUGGAGGGAAGGACAGAGGACGUCUCUUUCAAGGCCAGCUCUCCGGUCUCUAUUACAAUGGUUUGAAAGUUCUGAAUAUGGCAGCAGAGAAUAACCCCAACAUUAAAAUCAAUGGAAGUGUCCGGCUUGUUGGAGAAGUCCCAUCCCUCUUGGGAACAACACCUACAACCUCCAUGCCGCCAGAAAUGUCUACCACAGUGAUGGAAACCACCACUACCAUGGCCACCACUACAACCCGAAAAAACCGUUCCCCACCUAGCAUCCAGACAACAGAUGACAUCGUUUCAUCAGCUGAAUGUUCCAGCGAUGACGAAGACUUCAUUGAAUGUGAGCCAAGCACAGGAGGUGAAUUAGUUAUCCCUCUACUUGUAGAAGACCCUUUAGAUAUUCCUCCUAUUGCUACUCGUGCACCUUUCAUUACACUCCCCCCUACCUUUCGCCCCCUCCUCACCAUUAUUGAGACCACCAAAGAUUCCCUGUCCAUGACCUCUGAGGCGGGGUUACCUUGCUUGUCGGACCAAGGCAGCGAUGGUUGUGAUGAUGAUGGCUUGGUGAUAUCUGGGUAUGGCUCAGGGGAAACCUUUGACUCUAACCUGCCCCCUACUGAUGAUGAAGAUUUUUACACCACCUUCUCCUUGGUAACAGAUAAGAGUCUUUCCACUUCAGUCUUCGAAGGUGGCUACAAAGCACACGCACCUAAGUGGGAAUCCAAGGACUUUAGACCUAACAAAGUCUCCGAAACUGGUAGGACUACUACCACGUCUUUGUCCCCUGAGCUGAUCCGCUCCACAGCUUCGUCCUCGACUGGGAUGGUGCCCAAAUUGCCAGCCGGCAAAAUGAAUAACCGUGAGCUCAAACCCCAGCCUGACAUAGUCUUGCUUCCGUUGCCCACUGCCUAUGAGCUAGACAGCACAAAGCUGAAGAGCCCGCUAAUAACUUCCCCCAUGUUCCGUAAUGUGCCCACAGCAAACCCCACGGAGCCAGGAAUCAGACGGGUUCCGGGGGCCUCAGAGGUGGUCCGCGAGUCGAGCAGCACAACAGGGAUGGUCGUCGGCAUAGUGGCUGCUGCUGCCCUCUGCAUCCUGAUCCUCCUGUACGCCAUGUACAAGUACAGGAACAGGGACGAGGGGUCCUAUCAGGUGGAUGAGACGCGGAACUACAUCAGCAACUCUGCCCAGAGCAACGGCACGCUCGUGAAGGAGAAGCAGCAGAGCUCAAAGAGCGGCCACAAGAAACAGAAAAACAAGGACAAAGAGUAUUAUGUGUAAAAAAUAUACUUAUUUAUAUAUAAAUAUAUAAAUACUUAAUGAGAUUUAACUGAAAUAUCAGAAUCGUUACAGCUAACAAGAUUGGGAGCUAUCAUUUGUGGGAAAAAAUAUUGGGAAAAAAAUAUUCAGCUGUGACUGUUAACGUCUCAGUCAUCACUUGGAGUCAGCAAACUCUGCCCUACUGUAUUAUAAAGCACACUUAGUGUUCUGGAGAUGGCACAUGCAGCUCUACCAUGUUAGCGGACUUGGAAGUUGCCUAAUCUCCUGCUCUGCUGAACUUUCUGCAAAAGGUAGAAGACUUCAUGGCUUACUUGUUUCAUAUCUCCAAGUGAGUCUUUAACAAUGUUCGUGAUCUUUGACUGUAUCGAUAAUUUUUCAGUUUACUUAUUUAAAAAAAAAAGAAAGAAAAAGAAAAAAAUAUAAACAUUAUAAACAAAACAAAACCCCAAGCAAACUGAUCUGGCCAUGUCCAGUGUAAUUUUUCAAGAUUAGAGGGAGGUGGAAUAAAUGAUUUUGGAGAUCGUUAGUGUUUGGUUUGGUUUGGUUUGGUUUCCUGGGGGUCCUUUGUUCUUUCUUUCUUUCUUUCUCUCUUUCUUUUUUUUUGUUUUUUUUUUUUGGUGGGGGGGGGGAAUGAACUGGGACAUGAGUCAAGAAGAAAUCUCAGAAAAAAACCCCUAAUAAAUAAAGAGAGACUAUUGCCAUAUAUGAACUCAAAAGAUACCCAUGGUGUUUACAUAUCUGGUUGUGUUG